This is a messenger RNA of Pungitius pungitius (ninespine stickleback), 4586 nucleotides long. RefSeq names its product transcription factor AP-4 (activating enhancer binding protein 4) (gene tfap4). The transcript has 7 exons. Lineage: Eukaryota; Metazoa; Chordata; Actinopteri; Perciformes; Gasterosteidae. Bases 971 to 1798 code for a protein of 275 amino acids. Gene Ontology annotation, biological process: regulation of transcription by RNA polymerase II. Gene Ontology annotation, molecular function: RNA polymerase II cis-regulatory region sequence-specific DNA binding; DNA-binding transcription factor activity, RNA polymerase II-specific; protein dimerization activity. The record is from RefSeq and is a predicted model, not a curated record. Gene Ontology annotation, cellular component: nucleus.
UCACCCUUUUGGCUGUAUUUCUAUUUCUUUACCAGUGUCCGGUAGCGCGGAGGCGCGGGAAUUAAAAAAGUGGUGUUAUUAAUAAGGGGGUGUGUAUGUCGCGGAAGGACUUUCAAUACGUCCGCAGCUCUCUUUGAAGAGGGAGGCGGAGGGAUCUGUUGCUGGUGGCUGUUGGGAAUGAAGCGAGCAUUGUGGGAGAUGUAGUCCUUUUAAAAUAAAAAACACAUUUGACUUAAUUCGUCAUUUUUAAUCCGUCGAGAAUUGCUACACAAUAAUCUACAAUCUACCCUUGGCUAAUUUGCUCGAAAAAAACGUGUGUUGCUUUAUAAAUAUACUUUGUCAUCUGAUUUGUUUUGAUCAGUUUAGUACCAUAUAGUCAUCUGGCACGUGACCUCCUGUUUGAAGCUUUCAUCCACACAAACCCACGCGGCCCUUUAGUGGUUUCUGUGAUUUGUUGAAGCGUCGGCCAAGUUGCUCAUGUUUUGCCAGAGGAUGUGUUUGCUGCAUAUGCCGCUGCAGUGUUUAAAAGUGUGUGUGUCUGUGUGUGCAUGUAUGUAUUUAUGUGUGUGUAUGACUGUGUGUGUGUGUGUGUGUGUGUACACAGCCUUUUUCUAUGCAAUUGUUUUCAGUGUUUGCACAGAGGCAGCUGAGUCAGUACAGAUAAGAGCUUGGCUAAAGAGGGUCCCAGAGAUACUGAGCUGGAUAGAGUACGCUAGAGGAAGUCGGCUUAACAUUUCCACUCAACUGAAUUGCAGCAUAUUAUGUCUUUUCCCCACAGCUUAAACGGGGUGAAAUAUUAGCAGGCUCAAUUAUGCUCUAAUUACAUCUUAACUGGAGUUGUAGGCAUUGGGGCCACAGUAAAGACCCUUCCGUACUUUUUCUGGCCAACAUUCCUCUGACCCCCGAAACAGCCCGGGACCAGGAGAGGCGAAUUCGCAGAGAGAUCGCUAACAGCAACGAGCGUCGUCGUAUGCAGAGCAUCAAUUCUGGGUUCCAGUCCCUCAAAACACUCAUCCCACACAGCGACGGAGAGAAGCUCAGCAAGGUGAGUAAGGCUGCCAUCCUCCAACAAACCGCAGAGUACAUUUUCACUCUGGAGCAGGAGAAGACGCGUCUGCUGCAGCAGAACAGCCAGCUCAAACGAAUCAUACAAGAGUUGAGCGGUUCCUCCCCUAAGAGGAGGCGCGUGGAGGAGAAGGACGAAGGGAUUGGCUCACCGGACAUCCUGGAGGAGGAGAAGACGGAGGACCUGAGGAGGGAUGUGAGCGAGCUAAGGCAGCAGCUGGAGAAAGAGCGGUCCGUCAGGAGGACGCUGGAGGAUCAGCUGCGUUCCCUGGAAGAGCAGCUGUACCCACGGAAACGGAAGGCGAUCGCCCAUCAGGUCCAGGAGCCCCGGAGCCCGGGCCUGGUGCGCCUGCAGCAGAACAAGCAGCUGGAGAUGGACCGUACUCCGGCCCACAGCCCGCAGAUGCUGGCUCCGGCGACCCCGCCUGCGCCCACACACCACGCCACAGUCAUCGUCCCCGCACCUGGUCCACCCGCCCCGCCUCAUCAUGUCACCGUGGUCACCAUGGGCCCGACAUCCGUCAUCAACACAGUGUCCACAUCUCGACAGAACCUGGACACCAUCGUUCAAGCGAUCCAGCACAUCGAGGGCACCACCCAGGGGAAGGGAGGCGCCGGCGAGGAGGAGCAGCGGCCGGCGGUCAUUGUCACUCCGGGUUGUGUCCUCUCCGACGCAACGGGAUCAGACACGGGAUCCAACAGCGACGGGCCCAACGACUGCUCACUGCCCUGAGCUCUCGCACGCCGUAUACUCGCGCACACACACACACACACACACGUACACACAAAAGGCCCAGGCGGACCGUGGGUGCAGGAGGCUUCAAACCCACAGCACUCUAGUGGACAUUAAUAGGGGCUGGUAGGGAAUUGAAGCAGUUUUUUUAUCAUUUUUUAUUUUCGAUCCACUCACAUGUUUUGGUUGGGAUAGGGCAGCCCAAAUAGGUUUACACUCAUACAUGCAAAUCUCUUUAUUGUCUUUUUCUGAUUAUCCUAAAGACCCCGCUGUUUCAUACACUUAAACCCAUCUCUCUUCAUUAAUCUGUAGAGAGGUUCUCAGAGAAACUACUUCACUGACUGAUCCACAAUGACCCGCCAUUCUGGCGUAGUAGAGUGUCUGCUAAACGUCACGAUUAACAUGUAUUAAGCCCUGAAGUCAUGUGACUAAUUCACCAAAAACACAAAAAAAAGAGAAAAAGAGCCUAACAGUGUGGCGUCAUCCCCACCAAACACCGGAGCAUUUUGGUUUUGGAUCCUUUAAAGGUUCUCUGAGGUGUUUGGACAGACACUGUGAAUCAACAAGACUGUUUCAAAGUUCCACCGUUUAAACUGGAUGAAAGAAAAUGUCGUUUUACUCCUAUGAAGUCUACUUUUUCAUGUUUUUUUGGUUUUUUUUUAAAGCUCCCAUAUCCAGCAACUUAAAGUGAUUGUACUGAAGAGAAGGAAAAACAAAAAACGCACAAAAUCAAUGGGAAUUAAAGAGCUGUUUUCAUGGGUUACUGGUGCUCACAAAAAAAGGUACAGCAAAGAUUGGAAGGAGAAAGUGCGCUUACAGGUGUUUUUGUUGUUGUUGUUUUUUUUGCCAUUUCCUUACUGGGCUGGGUUCCCAGUAAUCCCACAUAUGUAAUAGGCAUGUUCUUCUUUUAUACUCAUUGCCUGACAAAAUGAUCAGUGCCCUGUCCUUAAAAAAAAAACCCUCCCCUCUUAAAUUUUAAAAGCACCUCGCUUGUUAAGCAAGCUAAUCUGUGGGUACAUUUGAGUGAUUUUGUGUGUGUGUGUGCGCAGGGCGGCGUCCCAGACUCUGGCAGUCUGCGACAGCACCGCGUUUGCCUUGGAGCCAAGGCAGACCUGCGCACACACGUGCACACGACACUCACACAAACGUGACCCGUACACAAUCACUCGUAUGCGCAAUCGUAAAGGCUUGGUUCAGGCAGCCCGCUGCAGUGGAGUUUCUUUGCCCAAAGUCGGGAAAUCUGUCAAUGCAGACUCUAACUGAAAUACAAGGAAAGAUCCCGGUGGAGUGGUUUGAAUGUGCUACGGAGGCGACGGUGGUUGGUCACACGCGCUCUAUGCAUCUAUUCCCAUUAUGCGCGCUUUUCGUCCAGUGUGCCAUUUAACGCGUUUCUGUUCUGGAUUGUUCUUUUAAAUGUUCCUGCCUGGAAGUGGGGCUCGACAGGCUGACAAUAAGAGGCCACUUGCCUUACUAGUGAUCCCCUGGGUGCAGGGAGGCGCUGUGAAGCCAGCCGCAACACAGCCUCCGGGGCCUGAGAGAUGGACCUGAACACUUGAACCGCGGCUGGUUGGUGGUCGCUGGAGUCCCUCCGGUUCCCCCCCUCCCCCCCCGCCCCCCCCAGCCCCAGCCCCAGCCCACACUCUCCAAACAGGCUUGUAAACAACCUGGUUAGUAGGAACAUAUAUUCCCACUUUAUUUUGUCAAUUGUUCUAUGUUUUAUUUUGUUUGCCAUAAAUUUCAAUAGGUGAUCUGUUGUACUAAUACAUUCAAGCUCUUCUUAUGUAGUUUUCUCCGGGACUAUUCAAAAAUACAGGCUGUACCUGCUUGGAUUUACAGUUAGAUCCGCGCCCCCUUCAUGUGCACUAUUAAAGCCAGAUGUGUGGUGAAAGAAAUCCACAAUCAAAUGUUGACAUUCCGUAUCAUUUCCCAAAUGUUUCCAUGUUGGGUUCAAGUGAAAACCUGAUCAAUUUAGAUAUCAGUUACAUUUAGCGCUUUUCAUCAUUGGAGUCUUCUGGAUCAAUACAUAGAUGGAGCUUUGACUGCUGGACAGAUAACGUGUUCAUUUGAACGCCAACUCAUCUAUCGUGAUGUAUGUCAGAAAUGUUGAUGCCUGCUGCACUGAAAGUGAAGGCAAAUCAUGGGACAUCUUCCCAGUACUUAUCACUAGAGGCGGCGGAGUGCUGAAUAUGGAAAAUGUGACUCGCGAGCGAUGCUUUUUUUUUGUAGAGCCUUGUGAUUUAUUGUCCUUUCCUCUGAGUAUCUGCGUUUGAUCAUUUUCUGCUGAAUCCCAGAGCUGUUUUGUUCCAUCGGUGUUUCAGGAAACGUGACAUAUCCACUUGUCAGAUGAGUAGGGUGGGCACCGGGAUCAUUAAACCAGGUUAUGAUUACAAAGCACUUACUGUAAUGUACUGGAGUGCGCCUCUUUCAUUUAUGUAAAGGGGCAUCUCCUCCGCUGAAGCUCUUUUAGGGUUUUGAGUAAAAGCCACACCGCUGUGUAUCCCCCUUUCCCUCCAACAUCCAGUUUGCUCCUCUCAUUUUGUUCAUGCUCCCUUUGUUUAUCAACUGUCAAUAUCUCUUGUGUCCCUUCGCAUUUCACAGCUCCCUCCUCUCCCUCUCCUUUUGUCUUAACUGUAACUCUUUUUUUUUGUUUUUAGACCUGUCAGUGCAUAUUGGUUGUCAAGAAGCUAUUUUGUUGGCUGUUUUUGUUCUUAAGAGAAACGGUUUGGGGAUAAAGAGGCUUGUGCCUUUGUAAAGAGAAUAAUAAAGUUUGUACUUUGUUUUUUAUGAA